Molecule: messenger RNA, 5800 nt
Organism: Homarus americanus (American lobster)
Lineage: Eukaryota; Metazoa; Arthropoda; Malacostraca; Decapoda; Nephropidae
Product: inositol-tetrakisphosphate 1-kinase-like
Exons: 13
Coding region: 183-1286 (367 amino acids)
Biological process (GO): inositol trisphosphate metabolic process
Cellular component (GO): cytoplasm
Molecular function (GO): inositol-1,3,4-trisphosphate 6-kinase activity; inositol-1,3,4-trisphosphate 5-kinase activity; inositol-3,4,5,6-tetrakisphosphate 1-kinase activity
Source: RefSeq, a predicted model, not a curated record
GUGUGCACGGUACCAGGGUGAGGCAGAGCGAGCGACAAAUGGAGUAACUCUUGAGAGUGCCAGUGUGUUACCAGACUCAACAACCUGCGAGUUGCUAUCCAGAUGGAACAGUCUGCUGCUGCUUGAGCACUGCAUUUCCUGAACACUAAACAGAUACUGGUGCUAGUCUCCCAGGAGUAAGAAUGGAUCACCCAUUAACCAGAACUAAGGUUGUAGGGUACUGGUUCAAUGAAAAGAAGUGCCAAAAGUUUGGUGUGGCAGAGUUGAAGGCAACAUGCAAGAGACGGGGAAUAGAGCUUGUCAAGAUUGAUAUGAGUUCUCCUAUGGAAGACCAAGGACCCUUUGACCUUUUGCUUCAUAAGCUGACAGCAUUGUAUGCUCAGGCACGCAAUGAUGAUCCCAAGGCUGUAGCUGCAAUCAAAAUGUUUGAAAAUUACAUUAAAGAUCACCCAGAAACCUCUGUAAUGGAUCCUCUUCCUGGUGUUCUCCGACUCUUGCUGAGGAACCAAACUUAUGACCUUCUACGGCAGUGCUUCAAACAAGAUGAUAAGGUGUUCACUCCCACAUAUGUAGAACUCUCCACAACAAAUUUACACCACAACAGAAAGUUGAUUCAGGAGGCAAAUGUUACAUUCCCAGUGGUAUGCAAGCCAGUAACAGCAGGUGGUGGAGUAGAAGCACAUGAGAUGGCUGUAGUGUUUAAUGAAAAGGGCAUUUCUGAAUGCACGUUACCAUGUGUUGCGCAGUCGUUCAUUAACCAUGGAGCUGUUCUCUACAAACUCUUUGUCCUGGGACCUGUGUGGUUUGUUAUUGUUCGCCCAUCACUCAAAAACUUCUAUGCCGGAGUUGAUGGUUGCUUUGAUAUUAACAAGCUUGCAGAGCAGGAAACUGUGCACUUCAACUCCAACAAUGUGUCUAAGGCAGAUUCUCAGUCUCCACUCACUCAGUUAGAUCCCAGUGAUAUGAAAGAAGAUUUACCAAAAGCUGACCCAGCAGUGUUUAACAGGAUUGUAGUAGAUCUUCGCAAUGCACUUAAUAUGGAUCUUCUGGGUAUUGAUGUUGUGAUUGAUAGCAGCACUGGAAAAUAUGGCAUUAUUGAUGUCAAUGCAUUUCCCAGUUAUGAUUCGGUGCCUAAUCUGAUGGAACACCUUGUGGACCUCCUAGUUAUGCGCAUGAAUGACUCGGCUCUUGCCAAUACUACAAGAAUAGUAGAAAGUAAGAGCAAUUCGAUCAAUAUGACUUCCCCUGACCAUCCUCAGGAAGAUUCUGGUGUAGAUACUGGCUAGUGAAGUAACUCUUACUAAACAUUUUUAUAUUUGCCUAGUCAAGUGUUCAUGAAUACAAUACAUUCCAGGUCUCUUGUCAGUUAUAAUGUUCAACAAAUAGAUUAAAAAUGGGACAUUAUUGUGUGAUUCACUAUCUCAAAUUUAGUAGAGACUUAAAAAAUGCAUAUUUUGCAUAAACUGCUCAAUCUAUUUUUAAGCAUUUUUUGGGUCAAAUUUUGUAGUAGGUAGUUUUUCUAAGGUUUAAUUUUAUUACUGAAGAGACUUCUCCAUAGUUUUAGAAUUGAAAUGUCGACUUAGUAAGAUGACAUGAAACAACGAACUUGUUUAAAGGAUACAGUAUUAGAGAUUGAGCCUUACAGUGAUUAUGUUAUAGCUUACCGUACUUGUGUUUCCAAAGUUGUGUUUUUUAAUGUUUUUGUGUUUUAUUACAUUCAUUUAUUCUGAUCUGAAUUUCAUGUGGAUGAAUUUAUGGUUCAUUUUCACACUGAAUGGAGUGUAGCUAUAAGGUGGAAGGAAAUUUACCCCCCUGGUACAUGUAAGGUCUCGUAAGAGUAUAAACCGAGUACUUACUGUAUUGUUCUUUAGAAUUAUUAUAUUUUAGCCAUACUUUGUAUAGGAUUGAAUAUAUAACUUAUUAUUUUAGUGAAGAAUUUUAUAUUAAAAGGUUGUGUUUAGGUUGCAGGAUUAACGUUAGGCUAAUUUUAAAUAUAGUAAUCACUCUUGGCUGUUGUGUUGACGUUGUAGUGAUGGUGCGGGAUGAUUACCUUCUUUUUCCAGUGUUUAGUGUGGAUGAUGACACAAUAAUGGGGAUGUUUAUAUAUACAUACUGUUUGUGAUGACAUUAUAGGAUUGAUGCAGACUUCAUGUUCCCAUCUGAAUGUUUGUCUAUAUUGUUCACUUUACAUAGGGCAAGUGAGCAGUUGCUGGUAGAAUGUGGACCAAAAUUUACCAAAAAUUUUUAUUUUUAUUUUUAUUUAUUUUUCAUUUUUACAACAGGUGUAAUGGAGCAUGUCCCUGCAAGUACUGUAUUAUUUUGUUGAUAUGUGAUGUUUUGUUUACUAGAUGUGGCCUCUCACGGCACACUUUGGUUUUCUGCUCUGUAUCCCAUUUCUUUAUCUUAAAGGGGGAGAAAUACUGAGAUUACUACCACCCUAUUGUCUCUCAUAUGUUCAUUUCACUCAUAUGAUACAUCAGUUUUUGGCCUUGGUUAUGUUGGGCAUUAUAGUACAGUACUGUAGUAAAUUCAAGGAAGAAGAUUCUAGUUUAAUGUUUUACAAAGUGUUAAGGGAAAAUUUAGUGGGGGAAUAUACGUUUUUAUUUAUCAUUACAUCUUCUUCCCUUUGUAAUUUAAUCACAUAUUUUCAGUAUUAAUAUAUAUAUAUUUAACUAGCUAUUAUAAACCUGAAAUAUUUGUAAAAAGUAUUAUUUUGCAUUAUAAUAACUGUUACCUAUACUUCUCUCCUAUUCUUUUUGUUAUUAUUAUUAUUAUUGCAUCCUGGGGCUUGGAUACUCCCGCCCCAAAAAGGGUAAAAUAAUAUGGGAGCGAGAUGUAACACAAGUUUAGGAAACGGUCUAUUAUAUUUUCUUCUCUAGUAAAUGGGGUAGUCAGUGCACCCAUAUAAAAGGAAUACCUUGUAUAUUUAAAAGCCAAUGACUUCAGAUUCAGAAAAUAUGAUGAGAGCCAUUACUGAACUCUAUAGAAUUAACCCUUAACCCAGUCACUUGAAAGAUGGGAAAUUUAAAUUUACUGAUGUUUUAUAAAAUUUACCUUAGUGAGAACUAUUCUUAUACUGUAUGUAGAUAGAAAUAGGCACAGCUGAAGUAAUUAGUAUUAAUAUCAGAAAACUCGGGUUCCAAUUCUUUUUAAUCGUAAUUCUUUAUUUCUGUUAGGUGUUUGGUAAAGGUGUUGAAACCCAACCUGAAUCUGGGAACUCAUUGGUCUUAAAUAUAGUCUAGGAUAUACCGUAUUAAUAGUAAUACAGGUUUACUGGUCUGAAUGAUUAUCUAGAUAAUAUUGACUCCUCUCUUGUUGGUCUAAGCAGCAGUCAAAGUUUUGGAGGAUAUUACUUUACUUUAGUAUUACCUGUAUAUAUUUCUAAUCAGCUAAGGAUUAAUAAUUUUCUAAUUGUCACUUAUAUUAGGUGUUAUGUCUGCCUUCUCUGAAUGUUUUACUGAUUAACUCUUUUCUGUGUAAGGAUUUUCCCCAGUUUUUCCUUACCAGUGAACCCAAGUUGGUUUUCACCCGGCCUGCACACUACCUCCAUGCUGCCAAUGACCAUGUUGAUGGUUAUUCUCGUACAGUAUUUAGGAAAGGUCAUUUCUAAGAUACAUAACACAUUAUACUAGUGCACCCUCAACCUUACCUGUUGCAACCUUCUGGUGAUUGUAAGAAUUCUAUGGGUCACUGUUGUGGCCUUAUACUUUUUAAAGCCCAAUGCAGUAGUUCCAUUUUUUGCUCAUAUAAUAGUCUGGAUUUUUUGUAUUUCUAGCCAUUAUUCUCAGCCAACAUGUAAACUCUUUUUAUCAUGCACUUAGUUCAUUGAUUUCAUUAUGAAUGGGCUGUCAAAGACUGCAAAUUAUGCUCCACAUUUUUCUUGUGUGUGUGUGUGUGUGUGUGUGUGUGCCUCGGUGCCCAAAUGUUGUACCUUGUUUUACCCUCCCAUUUUCACAAGUGUGACAUUUCAUGUUCAUUAGGCUGAUCGAGCAUACACUCCCCACCAAUGCAUUAUGCGCGAGGUGGCUGACGGGAAGUGAUCUUUGCUGAAGUGUCUCACACCCCUCCAUGCCAGCUAGCUUGGGCUGAGGCAGGCAUUGUAAGUCUGGCAGCAAAGGGAAACUCUACGACAAGUUAGCCAUCAAUCAAAACGUUCACCAGUUGCCCGCGUAAAUUUUGUGAACGGAGAUUUAUGAGUGCCAGAAAAAAAAAAAAGUGAGGGGGGAUUCAGAGACUAUUGUUGCAACAGUUAAGGUUAAUAUUGUUUUGUGGCAACUUUUCACCUGCAUAUAAUAUUUAUCUUUAUACUCAGCAUUGUAAAUAACUAAUAUGGGUACAGAAUCAUCACUUUUGCUGGAAGUGUUUGUUAAUCGUUGCUUAGUACAGUAUAUGAAAAAAAUUCAUAAUACUGUCCUGGAUCUUUUGAUCAUACCAUUAAGGCUCUGCCACUGUAGGAAGAAGAUAGAUGAAAAAUUACCUAGCAUGAUUUAUGCAUUUAUCAUAUCAAGUAAAGGAAAUUCCAUUCAUUGUCAGUUUUUUUGCUGUGGUGUUUUUAUGGUACAGGCCUCAGGCCAUUUUUCCCAGACAGUCUUGUUACAACCUCCUUCCCUGCUGUUGAGAUGUUAUGCAAAGAUAUCAUCAUUAUAAUACCCAAGAUUUGCUUAUAAGUAUUUUGCACUAGUCAGACUUUUUGUGUACUGUAAAUACUGUAUGACUAAUUUUUGUCUGUUCAUAAGGCUUGGUAUUUUAGGCAGUUGCUCCUUGAAAAAUGAGACAUUUGUUGUGGUUGCAGCUGUAUAUAGGACAUUUCUAAUCUUAACAGCAUUGAACGAGAAUUACACCCAAUAUAAUAAUAAGGGGAACAUUUACAUUAAGUGAUUCUUCUGGAAAUUAUUUGAGAUCCAUAUUAUUUUUAAGACAUUCAAGAGUGUUGCAUUUAAUUGAGCGGAAUCUGAAAAGGUGAAACCUUAGGUUAUUUAUAGGUAUCGGUGAAAAUGAAAAAUGACUCGCAGAUGGAAUGAGGUAUUAAAUACGUAGUAAAUAAAUGCACUUUUGUUUAAUAUGUAUAGAGAACCUAAAAGUGUUUGCAAUCAAAGCAGUUUUAAAGUCGAGCAAGUGCCUUAGCCAUGCAACUGUUAUGUCUGCAUUAUAAUAUUUAAUAGAUUAAUUCUCUGCAUAUGAAGUUACUGAAUUUGGUUUCCUGUAUAAUAUAAGAUACUGGGCAUGGAUUCUCAAAGGUUCACAGGGUAAUGUUUACAUCAUAACUGGAGAUAAGAGAAUGCAUCGUGUUAUGGGUAGAAUCUUAGUACCCAGUAUAAUAUUGAUGGAAUUUAUUUAUAUUUCGGUAUUGUAGAGUAAAUGAGCCUGAUAGAUAUAUUCUCAGAUCUCAACUUGGGGUCAAAACCUGAUGUGUAAACCUCUGAAAGUCUUUUAGUGUGAUUCACUUUUAUUUGACAUACCUCAUUUAAAUUUUCUAUAUACCUGUUAGCUAAUGAUAGAAGAAAUGUAGCAAGCAUUUGAUUGUUUGCUUAUAGGGCCUUAUAUGGUUGUACAGUAUUAGUUGUAGGUAAGUGUAGUGUAAGGGUGUUUUGUGUCUGUUGUGUGUUGGUCAUAUCAUCAGCCACAUUUCUUUCUCAGUCUCACUACUCACAGUGUAUCUUAAAUUUAGCUUUGGAUAUUAUAUGAAAUUAUUACUAUUACUGGAUAGUUAUUUACAAUGGCGAAAUGUAAAAUAGGAUUUCUAUAGGUUGAAUGAAAGACAGUACUGCACUCAAUUUGAAAUUAUAAAUAUUUAAAAUGG